AUGGAGUUUCAAGGGAUUGCUUAUGACCUCUACUCUCUGAACAUUAUGAUCAAUUGCUUCUGCCGGCGCCGGAAACUCGGCUUUGCUUUCUCUGUUUUGGGAAAGAUGUUGAAACUUGGCAAUGGAGCUUACACCAAUCUCAUAACGCUUAACACCCUCAUCAAUGGAGUUUGUCUCAAAGGCAAAGUGUCUGAAGCUAUGGAUUUAAUCGAUCGAAUGGUGGAAAACGGAUGUCAGCCCGAUGCAAAAGAUGGAAGGAAGAAAGAUCAAGCUCAUGCAGCCAAAUACAAUAUUAUCAUCGAUGGUCUUUGCAAAGAUGGGAAGCUCGACGAUGCAAUCAAUCUUUUCAAUGAAAUGGAAAUGAAAGGGAUCAAAGCAAUGUUAUCACCUACAGCACUCUCAUCGGAGGCCUUUGUAAAGACGGUAGAUGGAAUGAUGGCGCAGAGUUGCUGA
This is a messenger RNA of Microthlaspi erraticum, 453 nucleotides long. The record is from the annotation of a GenBank genome assembly. Lineage: Eukaryota; Viridiplantae; Streptophyta; Magnoliopsida; Brassicales; Brassicaceae.